UCAUGUGACGUUUAAGCGAACCACCAGUCCUCUGGAGAGAGGGAGAGUGACAGUGUGCGUGUGUGUGUUAGAGAGAGAGAGAGAGUGAGAGAGAGCGAGAGAGUGAGUGAGAGAGAGAGGGAGAGCGCGUGUAUGUGUGUGUUUGGAGACAUAGUUAUGAAGAGACCGUGUCAGGCGGUGUUAUAGCCAUUACGCACUGUUACGCACUGACAGCUACUUUCCAGAGAGGAGCACUGUGCGCAGAGGAGCGCGAUUUUGGAUUCCUCACAUGCACAGGAAAAAUAAAGACUUUUUCAUCAGCAUUCAGUGGAUCUCCAGCAGAACAGCUUGAUCUUCAGAGCAGACCGGAGUCAGCUGCCACCCAUCCGAACAGGAAUGGUGGAUCACUUGCCGCUUGGUGACGAGACCUUCCUGUAUUACACUGGCUCUCUAGGCUCUGACUACAACUGCCUCUGUCGCCACGCCAAUGGUGGCGUGUCGCCGGGCAUCAUGGUAACUGAUGCAUGCAUUUACCAUCGCCACCACCAUCCUUACCAAGGGUUGAUGGUCUCUUCCUCGUCUCGUCUCUCAGAGGAUGACCUCAGUGACUCCUCAAGCCCUCGAUCCUCCCUCUGCUCCAGCCCAGAGUCCUCAUCGCCAGCCUCGCGGCACGCUUUCGGCUCGAGCUCCGAUAGCAGGAGCAGCAGAAGCAGUGGGAGCUCCAGCUCUUCAUCUGGAGGAGAGAGUCAGGAAAGCUUGCUGGACCUCCUGCUCUCACAGAACUCCCUUAGCACCUCAUUAAACCAAAAUGCCAGCCACAGCAGCUCUCUCAAUUCCCCUCUUUCUUCCUCCAUAUAUGUUUCCUCUCCACCUCUCUCUUCCUUUUCAUCUCUCACUCCCCCCCUUUUACCCAUGGGCCUGGCUUGGGAGUCCAAGAGGGAGCAGCGGUUGAGUCUCCUCCAGCAGCAGGCCAAGGAGGACUGUUACGAGUUCCCCGUCUUCCUUGAUGAGCUGCAGGAUCCUGCGGCGCUCCUUUUUCAGCCCACGCUGGAGGAGAUUGAGGAGUUCCUCGAGGAAAACAUGAUGGUGGCAAUGGAGAAAGAGGAGGAGGGGAGUGAUGAGGCAAUGUCACCAACAUCAGAGGACGCUGAGGCGAAACGUUCAAGGACAUUAGCGGGAGAAAUUCUAUCAAUGUUUCAGAACUCAGAUCAGACUGUUCCUGUUGACACAAAGACCAAACAUUCACCAUGUGCGUCUGACAUGGACAGCCCACCAUCAACAGUGGAUGCUACUUGCAUUAGUAGUUAUACUUAUUCUAGUAGUCAAGUUGAUGGGAUCAAACAGGAGGACCAUGAAUCAUUGCCCUCCUUAUCAGAAGAUACCAGUGCCUCCAAUGUGCCAGUCAUCCUACAAAUCCAGCCCAUACAGAUCAAACAAGAACCCAACCCCAGUGCCAUAUCAGAUGCCGUCACCCAGCAAACCCAACCACAGAAAACCCAGUCCCAGCCAACUCAGGCCCCAUCGGAUAUCAAAAUUGCGCAGCUCCUGGUGAACAUCCAGGGACAGACCUUUGCUUUGGUGCCUCAGCUUGUUUCCCCAACGAACAUGAGUAGCUCGAGUAAAACCGGAAGCGCUACCUCAUCCAAAUUUGUCCGGAUUGCGCCAGUGCCCAUUGCAGCUAAACCCAAUGGCCUUGGAGAAGCUGGGCUGGGGGGCUCGGCUGCAGGGGUCCUUGUUGGAGGUCAGAGGUACCAGAAGAGUGCUGUAGCAGACCUAAUUAAAAUGCACAAGUGUUCUUUUCCUGGCUGUAACAAGAUGUACACCAAAAGCAGCCAUCUGAAAGCUCACCUGAGGAGGCACACAGGGGAGAAGCCCUUCGCCUGCACGUGGCCUGGCUGUGGAUGGAGGUUCUCCCGGUCCGACGAGCUGUCCCGACACCGGCGCUCCCAUUCGGGGGUGAAACCGUACCAGUGCAUCGUGUGCGAGAAGAAGUUUGCCCGCAGCGAUCACCUGUCGAAACACCUCAAAGUCCACCGCUUUCCACGAAGCAGUAGGACAGGACGCUCUGCAAACUGACCCCCCUGACCCACUCAAAAAGACUGACGCAAAGCAGGGGGCAGGUGGCGUGUGUGUGUGUGUGUGUGUUUGUGUGUGUGCGUGAGAGAGAGAGCAAGAGAGGGGAGAGACAGAGGAGGAGGUGAAAGUCCAAACGCCCUUUAAAGAAGUCUGUGCUGGACUCUUAAAGCUCAUGUGUGUUUAUGUUCGAAUAUGUGCGUGUGACGUACAUUCAUGGUACUGUGAUAAUUUAUUGGGUGGUGAGGAAAAGACUGUAAAACCUAAACUAAAGCAGAAAACUGUUACUUGACCUAACACCCUCACAGGUGGAAUAAGCUUCUUGUAUAUACAACAUUUAUUUGUCUCACUCGAAUCCUGUAGUUAAUCCAAUUUGAAGAAAACUGCCAUUCAGAGGAAUUUGACACUCUGAAGUGUGUGUGAUUACUGAUGCUCGAGCCUUAAGCCUUAUAUCGGUAAAGGUUGUGAGACGGGGGAGUGUGCUACUAUUUAAACCCUCAGUUUUUCCCUUUUCUGGAGCCAACCGUUGUUUUAAAGUAAUAUUAGUUAAAAAGUCUGGUUUAAACUUUAAUGCCUCACCAGCAAUAAGAACCUAUCAAGACGCAUUGUGAUCUAUGAGGCGGUUUCUUUCUCGAUAGUUGGCAGACUAAAUGACGCCUCGACAUUCCUUCAUCUUUCAUUCUGUGUCUUUGUAGCCUUUGAGUCUCGUUACAGGAAAACAACAGUGUUGUUAGUACACAAGAACAAAGCUCAUGUUGAAUUACUGCUCCCACCAACAAAGAUCAUUUUAAUGUCUAAUUUGCACUGGUGAGUGAGUAUUUUCAGUAUUUAGAGUAGUUGUGUUGUGGUCUGACUUCACUAACAUACAGCAAUGUUUUUUUUUGGUUCUCAUUUAGUUAAACACGACCGUCUAUCAGAAUAGUUGUCAUUUUUAUGGCCCUUUUUUGGGGGAUCAAACAGAGUGAGGUUUGCAGCUACAUCCCAUGAUUAUCUGCAAAAUAUUCCAAGCCAAGGUCGAAAACAAGUAUUUAUAGAAGCACGUCCGCGUCUCUGUUUUCAACUCAUGAUAAAUCACAACCUUUAUGUUCUAGUUUUCUUCUGUUAGGUAAAGACAAAUCAUGUAGCCAUUACUUUAUUUCGCCUUGUUCACUGUUGUUAAAAAUAUGUAAAAUAAUGCUACAUGGUUAAUUCAGCUAAAAGACAAAGGGAAAGUACGGUGUCAGUAGGAAUCAAAUCUAGUUUCUCCCCUUCUUCACACAGAAAAAUGUCAUACAUUUUUCAUAUUAAAUGAAAUUAAACAUUUUCUUAUUCUAUUUAAAUGAAUUUAUCUUGAACUUGUUGACCAUUUGUUGAGACCAGACGUCUUUCAUUAAAAUAUCAAAUGACAAAUCACCCCACCACCACUAAAUACAAGCAUUAAACCAAAACUAAAGGCUCAGCGUUAAAUGUGGUUGUGCGCAGAGUCUUCUCUCUGUUUCCUGAGUGAACUUUGUCCAUUUGAGUGCACGCUGUCUGAAAGCUCACUGAUUGGGAUGUAGCGGUGCAGUACCACUUAAACAUCAUAGGGAAAGUGUCCCCAAUAGUUCAAGAGAGAGAGAUGCAUAGAAAUAAAAAAAUUGCAACAUUUUUAUAGUAGUUUUUAUGCUUGAUCUACGAUUUGAAGUUUGUCAGAAAUAUUAAACUGCUGUGUACAGUGAUGCGUCUAAUUUUUCCUCUCUUUUUUCCACUGCCUCUAUCUCCACCUUUGUUGUUGUCAGAAACAACUGAAUCAGUGCUGCCCUCAAAUGGAUUCAAUGUAAAGGAUGCAUGGAAGUAUGUGGACAUUGUUUUAAAUGGACGUUAUCUAUUUUCAUAUGUAAAGGAAGCACAAAUGAGUCAACACAUAUGCUCACACGAGCUAACAAAAGCCACCAUAAGCUACUGGUCACCCUAGACUGAGAAAGGCUGUAAUUAAACAUGCAGGAUUGUUUAAUUUCUUAUGAAUGAAACGUUUCAUUUUAAAAGAAAGGGAUUUUCUAUUUGUCUUGCAAAGGUGAUACAGACUGGUCCCAAUAUGUGGAAUAUUUUGCACCUGUUGUUUCUCAGAGGGGAUCAGCGGCUCAACUCGCUGCCACCGAAGCCUGUUCUCUAACAAAUAUCAGGUUCCCCCCUCCCCUCCUAUUUCUUUCCAAAAAGGACAAAUGUAAAGGUUCCCUUCGUUAAUUGUCUUUGCUCUUACCUUCUGUGACUUAUUGCAAUUUUCUCAAAGGUUAAUAGAAAACUGAAAAUUGUUGUUGUCAAGUAAAUCAAAUCUCUUGCCUUUGUCCUGUACUGUAAGGGAACCGUGAGUGUUUUGCUUAUUGUUGUGCUAUUACGUGUCUAUGUAUCUGCAUCUCAGCUGAAUUAAACCAAACGAGUGACUGAAGGGACACGAACUGCUGCACCGAGAUGGUUCACUGUGCCACCAGGAUCGGUUGGCGUCAGUCAGUAUUGAAAUGGUUCGAGGAAGGGAUGUGAAAAAGAAAUGUUCCUGGAAAUAUUUGAUGUGCCAAAACCUAUAACCUUUUUGAGUGUUGUUGGGUCUGCAGCACGUGACGCUGUGUGGAGGAAGUGUAUUAACUCUGGCAGGCAUUCCUUCCACACGAUCAGAAGAAACACUUUUCUGAAUGGGAGCCAUAUGUGAGCCCAUGAAUGUAUGUAAAUAAUGUAUAUGCAUCUGAAAAGAGAACAGAAAUAUUCUUCUAGUGAUUUCUGCGAUUAUGAAAGAUUUUUAAAAAAUAUGUAAAGAAAGUGUACAUAACAUGAUAAUUCAAAUAUAUAGUGAGAGAUUUUAGCAACUUAAGUUCUGUCGAGUGUUUACACGACAUAUUGUUAAAAAGACUCGUGAAAGAUUUCAUGCUGAAUCCAUGAAUCAACAUUUUAUCUAAUGGUUUCUUGACUGGAAUGAUUUAAAACAGGUCAACACAGCAGUGUAGCAUUUUGUAUCAUGAAUCAUGAGUCAUUUUAAAUUAUGUCCUGUAAACACUGCACAAAAAUAGUUGCUAAAGAAAUGUUAUAUUUUUGCUUUUGUUCUACUAUGUAAAAUACAUUUACAAUAAAACCAUUUAAAGCAAA
Pleuronectes platessa (European plaice) is the source of this 5145-nucleotide messenger RNA. RefSeq names its product Krueppel-like factor 15. Bases 376 to 2055 code for a protein of 559 amino acids. The transcript has 3 exons. Lineage: Eukaryota; Metazoa; Chordata; Actinopteri; Pleuronectiformes; Pleuronectidae. The record is from RefSeq and is a predicted model, not a curated record. Gene Ontology annotation, molecular function: DNA-binding transcription factor activity, RNA polymerase II-specific; RNA polymerase II cis-regulatory region sequence-specific DNA binding. Gene Ontology annotation, biological process: regulation of transcription by RNA polymerase II.